Messenger RNA from Closterium sp. Yama58-4, 894 nucleotides. NCBI's taxonomy places the organism in Eukaryota, Viridiplantae, Streptophyta, Zygnematophyceae, Desmidiales, Closteriaceae. The record is from the annotation of a GenBank genome assembly.
AUGGUUGGCCAAUCCGGUUUCUUGGGUGGUUGGGAUUUCCCCCCUUCUCCCUCUCGUUUCCCCCCCUUCCGCCUCUCAUUUCCCCCCCUUCUCAAUCUCAUUUUCCCCCCCUUCUCCCUCUCAUUUCUCCCCCUUCCCCCUCUCGUUUCCCCCCCUCCUCCCUCUCGUUUUCCCCCCUUUCUCCCUCUCAUUUCUCCACCUUCCCUCUCUCGUUUCCCCCCCCUCCUCCCUCUCGUUUCCCCCUCCGCCUCUUGUUUCCCCCCCUUCUCCCUCUCAUUUCCCCCUCUCGUUUCCCCCCCUCCUCCUUCUCAUUUCCCCCUCCGUGUCUACUCAUUUCCCCCUCUCAUUCCCCACAAUUCCCUUCUUCGUCCCCUCGAUUCCCCCUCUCCUUCCCCUCCUUCCUUCUCUCCUUCCCCUCCUUCCGCCUCUCCUUCCCCUCAUUCCCCCCUCUUUCCCCUCAUUUCCCCCUCUCCUUACCCUCAUUUCCCCCUCUCGUUACCUUCAUUUCCCCAUCUCCUUCCCCUCAUUUCGCCCUCCUUCCCCUCAUUCUCCCUUUCCUUACCCUUAUUUCCCCCUUUGUGUCCCCUCAUCUCCCCCUCUCGUUUCCCAUAUUUUCCCUACUCAGCCCCCUCGUUUUCCCCUCCCCUCAUUUCUUCCUCUCGUUCCACAAAAUCCCCCCCCUGUCGUUCCUCGCAUUUCCCCUUCUCCGUCCUCUCCUCUCCCUCUCCCCUCCCUUACUCCUCCUUCCCCUCAUUUUCCCCUCUCCCUCACCUCAUUUCCCCUUCUCCUUUCCCUCAUUUUCCCCCUCCUUUACUCCUCCUUCCCCUCAUUUUCCCCUCUCCCUCACCUCAUUUCCCCCUCUCCUUUCCCUCAUUUUCCCCCUCCUUCCCCUAA